AUGAGAAGGGACUUGUUCAAUUUUCCUGCCAUUGUUCCUGGAAGCCCCCGUCUUGCAAAUUCUCAGAAAGCCAUGGCAGAUAUUGGACGGAGAGAAUGGUCGGAAAAACCUCGACAGACGGCCUUUGCAUCAUGCACUGACAUCACAGCCGCUGUGACUGAUGAAGCGUCAAUAAGGAGUUUUACAGAUGAAUCAAUCACCACAGGCAAGAUAAAAAGGCUGAACCAAGUUGAAAAGGUUCCUACCACCGGCAUGGAGAUAGUUCAGUUGUUCCUUAAGAAUAAAGAUGUGGGAGAACUACAGGUUUUUUACUUGAAGGAACAAGAGGGUGCCUCUUACAGACCCUAUGACCUGCGAGUGGUCCCAACCAGUGAGGCUGGUUCUGAACACUAUGUCUUCACCCCAAAAACGGUGCUGCAUGUCACACAGAAAGGUUCCGGAGACCUGGUCUCUGUGGAAAAGUGGUUCAGGGAGUCGGUGCUCUGGACAGCUUUGCAGGCCAUCCCCUUUUUUGGGAAGUUCAUUCUACGAAAUGCCACCACUCUGUGGUAUAGAAAUAUGCGUGAGAUUGUUUACAAGCGAAGGUUUGAGAAAGUGCAGGCCCACCUGCUUACGAACAUCCCCCAGUACAGAAAUGGGCUUCUUCUUUUAUCAAGAGCAAUGAGAGAACUGGAAGUGACACACUUGUUACCACUGGAUGUGUCAAAAACAUACACAUUGCUGGAAUUUCAGAAUGCUCUAGAAACCAGUAUGCAAAAUGCCUUGAACCGUCUAAGGCAGUUCUCACAAUUUCGCAUUGACAUCCUUAAUAAGGCCAAAGAAGAGGGUUACAAGAACCUCAAGGAGCUUCAGGAGCACUUCUCCUAUGCCGAAUUGCCACAUCACUGUUGCAAGCCCAUGCACCUACACCAGGCCCAUCUCAAUGAGCUUCAGAAGGACUUAGCACAUGCCAAAAACAUCCUACAGAAGCUAGGCAACUUUGCAGCUCUCGUCAAUUACAUUAUCAUGCAGAAUCUCGUCACCGUCGUUCAGAAAAGUGUCACCUUGUUCCUUAACGACUUUCUGAAGAGAGAUAAUUCUCUUGGGUGGUGCCUGUUCCAAACGGACAUGAGUCUCGGUGCUGGUGAUCUUAAAGACAACAACGAAAUGCCUCAUCUCGCAGACUAUAGCUGUUGUCGGUGGAUCAGAGAACAGCGCCCCGGUUGGGAGUUGAUGAUGACAAUGCAGGGCCACACAAUGCCUUGCUCCUACUACCCUCUAUCCAAAGAACAACUUAUGUGGUAUAUUACUAUUAAUGAUAUUACAAUAAGUAUCAACAAAGAGCAAACUGAGUUAAUGCAGGCAACUGAGUCUGAGAUCCAACAGCUGUUGGAGAAUUACACGUGGGUGCUGGACGUCCAUGUUUUCAUCAGCCAAUGGAGUCCAGCCUCUUUAGAAAACUUGAAAGGUCAACCUGCUUUACUGUAUGAGGAAUUAAUUAAGAAGCUGCGCCAGUGGCUUGAACGAAUCCACGCCGCCCCCUCAUCCAUGUCUACCUCCAACCAGCUGUUCAUCAUACAUUGCACCCACGUGAAGGAGUAUAUAGGAAUGCAUAAACGUUUGGAAUACGUUCAUACCCUCCAGGACAGUAUUUGCACCUUUUUUAGAGCGAUGACCACCCAGGAGCUGAGUGUGGGGAAAAAGAUGUUGGACAUGUGGGAUUGCUUUUAUUUACACUUGAAGCACGCAGCUAGCUCCCUGCAUUCACGUCUUCCUGCAGUAGCAGCUGCACUUUACGCAAUGUUUCCAUUGAUAUCUUCUGAUUUAAGAAGUAUAGUCGAGAAUUACACCUCUGGGCCGUUCCUUGACCCAAGGCAAAAUGCUGAACAGUUAGCUUCUGAAUUGAAAUACAGUCGUCUUCGCGUGGAGACCGCCUCAGCCAAUCUGGAACAGCUUGCUAGGAUUGGUGAAAUUUUCCCAGCUCAAGAGCAAAUCAACCUUUGGCAGCAGCAAGUUGCAAACAUUUCACGCAUUGUACCUGCUGGUGAUUCAGUGAUCCAGGAGAUUUCAGAAUCCAUUAAUGAUUUAAGCUAUCGGCUUAAACUGUUAGCCAGGUUUAAGACCCGCACAAUCAAACCGAAACACCGGAGAACUUUUUUCAAAGGCAUUGGGUUAUGGGAUGCCUCUGAUAAGAAUGCAACUCUGGCCCAAAUUGUCUAUCAUCCUUUCGACCUUCACCAGGAACUCAUGAACAAGUUAUGCGAAGAUGCACAAAAAGAAAAUUCCAUGGAACAGGCCUUUCGAAUAAUUCAACAAGCAUGGAGGAACCGUAUUUUCCAGCUGCACAACUAUACCUCUCCUUAUGCUUCAUGGGAUGCGGAAAUUAUUACCGGUCUAGAAUUCCUCUUCUCUGAAAUAGAAAAGGAUGUGAUGACUAUGACUUACAUGCAUAGGUCACGACACAGUGUUGACUUUAGGAUGGAAGUAGAAGAGUGGAUACACUUACUUCAAGAGCUUGAGAAGUUGCUACGUUUCUUUAAAAUCUAUCAGCAAAAAUGGAUCUUCCUGACCAACUUAUUUGAAGAAGAUACCUUGAGUGUUAAAAGAUGGGACUUGCUACCUCACUUUCGUACAAUUGAUGAGAGUUUCAGGACAAUGACCCAUUAUAACUCAACUCACCCCAACGUGUUGAAUCUUGUUCGUCCCAUUGAAGUGAACGGCAGUGCCCACGGUGCAAACCUUUGCCAAAUUCUCCUUGAAGAUAUAUCGACGAUGAACAGUAUUUCCAACCAAAUGGCAAAUCGUCUGCAUUCAUUUUGCAAAUGGUUUCCAAGACUGUACUUCUUAAGUGAAAGAGAAGUAGUGGACCUACUGUCUUUGCAACCAAAACCAACCUCGCUGUUACCUUAUGUACGAAAGUUCUUUAAAGGAGUAAAUUGGCUGGAAGUGGAAGAAAUAUCUGUAGCAGUGGAUCUGCAGGAUACAAGUGACACACAGAGCAGAGUACUUGGGAUUUUUGGCAACCUGAAGGAGCACAUUACAUUUCUUACUCCAUUGGAACAGAAUGACAAUCCUUUGAUUUGGCUCAGUAUGUUUCAGAAAGAACUCAAUUCAACAAUGAAACAUCUCGUGAGUCAGUGUGCUGAUGAACGAAAACAACUUGAACCAUCUAAUCAAGAGUCUGCGCAUGGCAACACCUGUAGAAAUAUGUUACCUGCGUUCGAUUUGAUAUCCAAAUAUCCUCUUCAAUGUCUUCUUGUAGCAGAGGAGACAAUGUGGUGCCGUGUCCUUCAUCAAGCUUUCCAAGAAUCAAGCACAGUUAAGAUGAGUAGGAUUAACGCAUUAAUCAGCGCACAACUGAAAAAGCUUUGCAAGUCCUUAGGGGAUGCUAUUCCAAUGUCUAAAAAUGAUGAACAACACUCAAAAUACACAGAGACAUGUUUGCGUACCUUAGUGCUCCUUAGAAUGAAACAUGCACAGCAACUAAUGCAACUCAUGCAGGUUCAAUGUCAACCUGCGUCAUCUUUUGAGUGGCUGAGUUCUCUCAAGUACUGCAUGACCUCAGAAGGUCAGAGUCCAGAAGAAACUGAUGCGCCAGAAUGUUAUGUGGACAUUUUAGGCCAUAGACUACCAUAUGGUUAUGAGUAUUUUGGUCCAGAAGAUUGGGGAAUGGUGCAUACUCCCUCCACAGAUCGAAUGAUCAUGGGGAUUCUGCUUGCUUUGACGAGCUAUAGAUCUGGAAUUUUGAAUGGACCGUGCUCUUCGGGGAAGACAAAUACGGCGGUCCAUUUAGGGAAAGCAUUAGGUAGACAUGUUGUGAUGCUAAACUGCUGUCCAAACAUGUCAUCUGGUAUUUUUCAAAAGAUGCUGCUUGGUGCUCUGUUGACAGGCGCUUGGUUUGUGCUGGACUCUGUGGACUUGUUGCCUCGAAGUGUGCAGGCAUCACUGGCACAACAGCUUGAGGACAUUUACCAAUUUUUCUCUGAGUUUACAAGGAAGAAAACAGAUCAGGGAACGACUGCCUCGGAUUGCAAGAGCACAUUUGAUCCAGGAAGAUUUAUGGUAUUUUCAGGGAUAAAAAUGACUCCCAGCCUCAACUACGGUUGUCUUCUCAUUUCGUCAAAAAGAUACGCCUCCGAGAUUUCGCAAAGUUUGCGAUUUUCAACCAGACCUGUGGCGUUAACCCAUCCUGAUCAUCGGAUAAUUGUGGAGAUAAUGCUAACUCUCUAUGGUUUUAAAAAGGCAAAGUGUUUAAGUCAACGUCUGGUAUCACUCAUCAGCCUGAGCAAAGACGCUCUCUGUCUGCCAGUCUUUGUCACGCAAAAGAAUCAUUGUCACCUUGCCAUUUUGAAAAACAUCAUAUCUGCCUCAAGAAAACUAUUAAAACAAAUUGUUCGGGAUGAGAAAUUAUUCGGGGAGGCUAGACAGUCUUUUGUAAUACGAGCUAUUCUCAAGUCUCCAGAAAAUGAAAAUGUCGAAGAUUUGGACGAGCAUCAAGAACAAGCAAUCUUCCCAGGAUUAUUGGAAGAAAUAGCUGUUGUCAAGGCAAUUCAUUCAGUGUUACUGCCAUUUAUUUGCACGUCGGAAAAAGUUUCACUGUUCGCCUCCAUUUUCAAAGAAGUGUUCCCUAUAGCCUGCCAGCUUCCCUUUAUUCUAUAUUAUACCGAGGAUGAACAAAACAGCAAACUUAAGGAAGCAGUGACAGAAGAAUUAGAUCAGCUCCUGUUUCAAUCUAACACAGAAACAAUUUGCCAAGCUCUUACACUUUACGAGACGUUGGGUUUCUCGCGUGCAGUUAUACUCCUCGGACCCACCGGGUGUGGAAAAACAACCUGUUACAAUGCUCUGGCAGGAGGCCUCAGUCGACUAGCAAACACAACUGAGGGAACUAAAUCUGAUGAAAAAAUAUAUCUAGUGGAUACCACUCAGAUCUCUGCGUCUAACUGGCGCUCUGUCAACAUUGUGGUUUUAUUUCCAAACGCCAUGACUCAUGAGGAGUUAUUUGGUGGGUUCUGUGACAAAUUUGGUUGGCAAGAUGGAGCUGUGAGCAAGGCCUUAAGAGAUUCGGAAAGACCAAAUUUAGAAAUGCGCGAGAUGGAGAAGCGUAGCCACGAGAAUAAAGCAGUGAAGUGGCUGGUUAUGGAUGGAGAGCCACUAGGAAAACCGAGCUGGCUAGAUCACUUGAGCACACUGAGUGAUCUUGAGAACCCAUUUUUAAGCCUACCAUCUGGUGAAACACUCAUGUUAUCCCAAUCACUCUUCAAGUUUCUUGUGGAGACGACUGACUUAAGCGAUGCAAGUCCCUCUGUGGUGACCCGUUGUAGCCUUAUUUAUUUUAAUGGCGUGGAUGUUUGGAACGCAGUGUGGAAGCGCGAAAUGGAUUCCCUCCAUAGCGAGUUCAUUCACGAGCAGGAAACUCUUGAACUGUGGUCUCAUCUAUCAGAAGAUCUUUUCUCUAGGACUCUUAGUUUGAUGAAGAAAAACAACAUUUCCAACAAAGGUCAAUCCUCAACGUACGGCCUGGCAGAAAUAACGUCAUUUUUUCGAAUCCUGCGUGGCCUCCUGCUGCAUUUUGCCAGACAACUAAAAAACAAAGAAGCCACAGGCCAAAAAGACAAAAAAGGUAGGCCUGGUAACAAUUCCAAUAUAAGAGAACAACUUUUUCUGUUGGCUUAUAUUUGGGGAUUUGGUGGUCAUCUCCAUCCUCGACUUUGGCCACAGUUCGACAAAGUUGCCCGUCAAGUACUGACUGACAGUCGAUCUCAAAUAGUUAUUCCACGAGAAGGGACUGUUUUUGAGUUCUUCUUUGAUAUCGACAACAAGAUAUAUUCUGAGAACACAUUGUUGACGAAAUCCAUCACUCCUAAGUAUUGGAAAUAUACCUGCCUGCUCAAAGUCAUGUUAGAAGCGAUCCAGCCGGUAUUGCUUGCAGGAGAGCCUGGUUCGGGAAAAUCUUCUGUAUGUAACACACUGCUAUGUUUUGAUAAGCCUCACAUUAAAGUACCAGCUAGUUCUAUACGGGGUCCAGAAGACCUGCGCCAUUUACUCUGUGGAAUUAGCUGUCAAAUGAGUUGUCAAAAAACCAAGGGUAUCAUGAAGAAACAGCCAGGUUUAAUGCUGUAUGUGGAUGAUUUGCAUGAGACACCAAGCGAUGUGACUGGCAAGAGUUCCAAAAUCUUAGAGACUCUUCGACAAAGUAUUUCAAAAGGAGGGAUUCUUGCAAUUGAUUCUGACCACUUCAAAGUGCUUAGUCCCGGAACCAUCACCUACCUGGCUACAUGUUGUGUCUUUGAGCUGGACAAUCCGCACAUUAGCAUCAUAUCUUCUAGGCUAUCACGUCUAUUCUCCAUCUUUGCACUUCCAAGCUUAACCACAGAGUUGAUAUUUUCUAUCUAUUCGCCAAAGCUUAAACUCUGGCUCAGGGAUGUUCCAUUUAUACCUAGGGCGGCGGAUAUGGUACGCAGCAUCAUCAAUGCAACCGAGGAUGUGUAUAAAGACGUUUGCAACCAUUUCCAGCCCACUAAACAAAGUCCUUGUUUUAUGUUCUCUCAUCGUGACUUGAAGAAAGUGUUUCAGGGAAUGUGCUUGUGGCAGCCAAUCCUUCCAAAAUCGUGGACAUUAGAGCCCAAGGCAAAAUCCAAAUGUUUCCCUGUCCCUCAAAAGCUUUUGUUCAUGGAGCUCAACAUCGUGCAUCUCUGGAUCCACGAGUGCAUGCGUGCCUUCGGUGAUCGGAUGAGCUCAGUCAAUGAAAUUACUCAACUGCAGUCGCUCAUUAGCAAGACAGCAACAGCACAUUUUAGUUUGAAGAUGAGAAAUGAAUCCAACCUCGGGGCCCUCGUUUCACAAUUAGGCCCAGCACACACCCGUAAGCCUAGAAGUCCGGCACGAAAAUUCAAACAAACUGCAUUGACAGACACCAAUUUCCCAAAUCUACAAGAAAACUUUCUUCAGUACUUGCAGGAAGUUGUUACUAAGUUUACGUAUGGCCCUGAGAUUGCUGGGAAUGACUUUCCCAGAUUCAAAAACAGGUCUUAUCAUCCACAAGAUCUCAAUGUACUUGGACAGCACCUGCUCGCACACUUUAACACGAAAAACAACGAAAAACAAAGUAUUGAUAGCCAUUUUGCCUUCAAAUAUACUGUGCACAGACAAAGGAUGUGUCAAAUGUUACGUAUUUUCAGGGCUCUGCUAAUACCGGGAGGCCAUGGACUGCUAAUGGCCUCAGGUAAUGGCACAGGACGUAAAACCAAUGUGCGUUUGGCAGCCUAUCUCUCAGGAUCUGACCUGAUAGAGGUGCACGCCGGUAACGAAAGUAAACUGCACACAAUUUUGAAAAAAGCUGGGAAUCAAACACGAGUUUAUGCAGUGAAUACCAUCAUACUGGUUCAUGAGAACAUCAGCUCCUCUGUCAGAGAAGAGCUGUUGGUGGCCCUUAUGUCCUACCCAGGGCUCUACACAGACCAGGAGUUGGCUAAGAUUGUUUCGAGGGUGACUGCUGUUUAUAAAACAAGAAGAUUCCUUUUGGACAGCUGGAUUUUUGACAAGUACUUGUGCCAAAACCUUAGAGACGUACAUGUAUUCGUCUUGAUGCCUGCCAUUGCGUCAACCAGCAGUGGAAAUGAUAAAUGCAAGGCACAAAUUGUCAAGGCUCUGGGCCUCUGCUGUGUGGAGACAUACCAGCCUUGGUUCAGUCAGUCUUUGACAGAGGUUGCUGCUUACUACCUGAAACAAAUUUAUAGAAAAUUGAAAAUGCAAGACUCACACAUUGGUCUGGCAGGAGCAAUGGCAGGAGUCCACCAGUCUGCGUAUCAGUAUGCUUCUGUCCUUCUAACGACACAGCCUUUCAGUCCUUACACAUAUAUGGCGUUCAUUUCCCACUUUGCUUACCUCUGCAAAUUAAUGCUCAACGAAUUGGAGAGCCGAGUCAACAGAUUGAACACUUGCCUUUCUCAUUUGGAUGCCCUGGACAACAUAGCCAUGGAGGAAAGACAGGAAUUGAUGAGAAUGCAGAGAAUAGUUGAUGAAAAACAGGCGUGUGUGAAUGUUUUCCGCGAAGCCAUAGAUGAACAGAAGCGUUUGCUUGAAAAAGCUAAAAGGAAACUUGCUAAAAAGGAACGAAUGAUACAACUACUGGAAGACCGUAUUGCUGAAUCUGAGGACGAGCUAAGUCCUUAUUUCAAAGCAGCAUUCGAUGCAAUCCAUUAUCUGGAUCCGCUAGACCUCGCGGAGGUAGGCCACUACAGAGAUCCACCUGAUGGAGUGGUGCUCGUCAUGAAUGCUGUUCUUUUGCUCUUUGACCGUCCAUUUGGCUGGGAAAAUGCAAAACUACUCUUCUUACAGUGCAAUUUGUAUAAGUGCCUGGAAACCUUUGACUUCUACAGCCUUCCGGACAAAGACUUGAUACGACUUGCUGAGAUAGUUAAAAACCCCAUUUUCCUGCCUGAGUUAAUCCGCGAUGUCAGUAACGCCUGCGAGAGUCUAUGCCGAUGGUUACUGGCGAUCCACAACUGCGGCACUGUGUGCUAUCAGCUUAUGGUCAGGAAGCAGUUGGACUUGAUGCUCCUAAGGAUGAAAGCGCAACUUGAGGAGAUCAAAGAGUACAUAAAGGAAAUAUACAUUCGCCUCGAAGAGCUCAGAGCUCAGCAGAAGCCUAUGCAGGAAUUGCUGGAAGAACAACUGCUGCAGCUACAUGAAGAUGAGUGCCAGGAGAGAAAGGCCGGUAGAUCUGUGGAAUUGUUGUUGAAACACUCAAGAAUGUGGAGGGCUUGCGCUCAGGAUUUACAAAUCCAAAGAGAAUGCUUACCAGCAGACGCCAUGGUCCUGGCUGGUAUCAUCUCAUAUUUAGGCGCCUUUGCAUCAGACGUACGCAACGAAUUGCUGAGCAAGUGGAAGUCGUUGUGUCAGACAGGACAUAUCGACCCUAACCCGAAAGACCCCAGAAGUUCCCUGUUUGCCACCAGCGACCCAGAAUCACAGCAGCCACCCGCAGGUUUUCCAGUGGCUGUCUCCGAUGAACUGCAGCCUGUUUUGCGUCGAGUGUUGGGUGUGAAAGAGUGGCCUGACAAUGAGCCGGCAACCACUAGAUUAUUAGUGAAGCUGCUAUUGUGGGGCUGCACGAGGAGUUGGGUUAAAUACUGGCCUUUACUGGCUGACACCCAACAUCAUUUGGAGAUCAACUUGAAUAGUGGGAUCAUUACAGGCGAAACAGGGAAUGAUCACACUUUGGGGAAAGAGUUUAAGUGUGACUUAGUCAUGUGUGCUGAUGAUCCAAAGCUAAUUUGUCAGUUGGAACUGGCUGCUGAGAAAGGCUUGAAAGUCCUGGUAACACACAUAGAAAGAGUAUCAGUCACUCCACAGUUUCUUGCUAUUUUGGCCCGACCUGCUGCGAGUUGCCCUCUGGGGUCAAAACAGACUGCCCAGCAGACCCACCCGGAGUUCUUCCUCUUGCUUAGUACCCACUAUCCCGCACGACUCCUCAGCAGCGCCAUCCAUCCGUCCGUGCUGGCUCAGGUGGAUGUGAUUGACCUCUCGCCAAGCUCGGAUCAGAUCCAGGAGCUUAUGCUGACGCAGCUACUGCAGUCUGAGUGCAAAGUGCUGCUGAUUCAACACCUUCGGAUGGAGAAUGACAAGCAGGUGAUACAGAAGAAGCUGGUCGUGGAGGAGGACUGUAUCAUGGACUUCAUUCUGCAGUCCGACACCACACGAAUGCAAGAUACUGAGUUCCUCACCGAAGUGACUGAGAUCAAAGAAUCAAUGGCUUACAGUCAGACUGAGUUGCAGCUGGUCGAUGAGAUUCAGGAGUACCACAAGCACCUGCUGACCGCCCCCGAGCAGCUGAUAAAGUUGGCUUGGCUCUUCUACCAGGCUUUGCAGGAGGUGUCCCGACUUUCCCCCGCCUAUUACUUUUCAUUAUCGAACUUCAAUGCAAUCAUGCAGGAGGUAUUCACCGACAAGGCCGGCAGGCUCAUAUCAUAUGGCACCGGGGCGGUGAUACGGGGACUGAUACCAGAGUUAAGGAACAGGAUGGUGUCAAAAUUAAUGUUCUACUACAGACCGUUUCUCUUUAGAGGCCACUGUGCGGUUUUGAGGCAAUUGUUGACUUUGGCUGUUAUGCAGACAAAACAACUCUGCUCUCCACCAGAGAGGACUGCUUUCCUUUUGGGAUUCAAUGAUAUUCUUGCUCCUCAAGCUCCAAAUCAGGUUGUCCCUGACCUCUGUUUAGAAACGAUUCCUGCCUUCAGAGGUUUAAACGCUUCUCUGAGUGCUUCACGCAAGGAAUGGCAAGAGUACCUGAGCUUGCCGUUCUCCGUCAUAGCAGGACCGGUUCCUUCUGAAGCUCACUCCGAUCUGUCCUUGAUUCAAAGGGCUCUCCUCUUCAAGACCCUACGCCCGUUCUCCACAGAACAGUUAGCUAACGCUAUGGCAGCCAGCCAGUUCCGCCAACCUGGCCACACAUCAAUUCCUCACUGCGGGAACCCUAGGGCGCUUUAUAGAUUUUUUGAGGAGAACAAGGGACCAAUCAUCCUAACUUGGGCUUGUCCAUCCAAAGAUAAAUGGAUAAGCAUUCAGCCUCUUCACUUAAUCAAACUAUUGGCGUUCAAGGCCGAUGCAAUGCCGGUGAGAGUCAUUUCAGUCGGAGGACUUAGUAAUAUUGAUAUCAUCAUGGUAGCUUUGGAAAACGCAGUCAAAGACGGCCACUGGUUGGUGUUUAAUAACUGUCACCUACUGGAGAAAUGGGAUGCUAAACUAGUGGCACGUUUCAAUCAGCUGUUUUCCCCUUUUGGAGCAACAAAACACUGGAAUACUCCUCACUCAGAUUUCCGACUUUGGUUUCUAACUGAAGAAACGACUCAGUCCUUCUUACCUGCAAUAGUGCGAAUGCAUGCCCUGGCUGUAGUUUGUGACUCCUCCUGGAAUAUAAAGGAAGAGCUGAGCUGCUCUUUGCAGUAUUUGUCAUUUAUCGCUAAGAGAGGCUCAGAAAACUUGAGCGACAACACGGAGCUCCUUCUACGUUGUGCGACCUUCCACUCCGUGGUGUUACAGAGAGAGGCCUACAAAUGCACGGGCCAGCCCAAAAUCAACAGUUGGAGCCAAUCAGACCUUCUGGCUUUGGUGGAUGCGCUUAUUUCUUCUGCCAGUCUGUGCCAUGAUAAAACUAAAGCGUUACAAUACAUAGCAGGCAACCUCAUUCAUGGCAGUCACACGGUGGAGUCGACAGAUUGUGAGGUAGUGCAGAACACUGCUGAAACCUGCUUCUGCACAGCACCACCUGUGGCCAGUGGGCCUCACUUUCUCGCCAAUAUCAUCAGCAGCACCGAGCACCGUGAUCUUGCCAAACUCCCACGAUUGUUGGUUUACCAGCUGCUAUAUUCCAUCAACAUCAGCGAGCCUCUUCUGUUGGGUUUUAGUGCUGACAUGGAAGCUGAAAUAGUGAAAGUCAACAGUCACAAUCUCAACAAGAUGCUUCAGGCUUCCCAAGUUCCUCCUUCGCAAGCCGUACAUUCAAGCAGCGCUUUAGCGACGCUGCCGGAACUCAGCCAGGCUCGAGAGCGGCUACACGAGCUUCAGGAAUACCUCACGCAUCAAAAUGAAAUCCGAUCGAGAAACGCCGGCGCUGUUUUCCAAAGUCCCCUUUAUGACUUUCUCCUGACUGAGUGGCAAGAACUGAACGGCUCCGUAUCUUCGCUGCUCUGUCUUCUCCAACAGCCGCAUCGAUACCUCACGGAAACCUUCCUAUCCCUUCCCACGCUCACCGCCUUGUCGCGUUUGCAGAGACGGGCGGAACUGCUAAGUGCUUACCUGUGGCGCGACAACGAUUCGGCAACUCGCGCUACCUACCGAUUGUCCGCUUUUGCUAACGCCAAAGGUCUUCUUGUUGCGCUUAUGAGAAAGGCGGCGCAGACGCAUCACAAGUACCUCAGCGAUAUCGUUCUGCAUCUUGGGGUUCGUGACGAUCCAUUAUUCACACCACCUCCUAAGGACGCAGUGUACUUGUGUGACCUGGAUCUAAAAGGAGCCUCGUGGAAUGCGGAGAGAGCAGUCUUAGAAAACACACUUUCACCGCAACCCUUCGCCAUGCCUCUAAUAUGCGUCAGAGCACACGUGAAAGAUGCACCGUUACAGCAUUCUCGGAUGCCCGAUCAAGUUUAUCACUGUCCGAUUUAUGUGGAGGACAUGGACACAGGAGAGGACAACCGAAAUGACUUAUGUUUGAUCACAACAGUUCCGUUCGCUAGCGAGUUAGAGCCAUCCUUGUGUAGUUUGCGAAAAGUUCGGCUCGUGAGUAGGCUGUCUGCGACAUCUGAGGAAUAA
Messenger RNA from Nerophis lumbriciformis (worm pipefish), 12291 nucleotides. NCBI's taxonomy places the organism in Eukaryota, Metazoa, Chordata, Actinopteri, Syngnathiformes, Syngnathidae. The record is from RefSeq and is a predicted model, not a curated record.